This is a messenger RNA of Notothenia coriiceps (black rockcod), 901 nucleotides long. RefSeq lists its product as uncharacterized. The transcript is spliced from 2 exons. The annotation marks the transcript as partial. The record is from RefSeq and is a predicted model, not a curated record. Lineage: Eukaryota; Metazoa; Chordata; Actinopteri; Perciformes; Nototheniidae.
UCCGAGCCCAAUGGAGCAAGUAGGGAAAAUGCGUGGCCAGCCAUCAUAUGGAGGACCCAACCCUUACUCCCAGCAGCAGCAAGGCCCUCCAGCAGGUCCUGGUCCCCAGCAAGGAGGCUCCUAUCCUGGGCAAGGAUACGGACCUCCGGGCCCUCAGAGAUAUCCAAUGGGGAUGCAGAACCGAACGCCUGGCGCUAUGGGCGGCAUGCAGUACGGACAACAGAUGUCAGGUUAUGGUCAGCAGGGUCCCGGGGGCUACAGCCAGCAGGGUCAGGCUUACUACGCUCAGCACGGCGCCCCCCCCCACCCUUCCCAACAACAACAACAGCAGCAGCAGCAGCCUCCGUACGCAGGCCAGCCUCAGGGCGUCUCUGGAGCUCCGUACCCUCAACAGGGACACCCAUCGCAGCCCUCUGGACAACACGGACAACCAGGAGCCCCUUACCAACAACCCCAAGGUCCCCAUGGCCCUCCUCAAGGUCAACCUCCCUACAACCAGCCCCCCCAAACUCAGCCUGGACAGCCAAACUACGUUCCUCCUCCACAGGCUCAACAGGGACCAGGACCCCAAAGUCAACAGGGUCCACAAGCUCAACCUGGCUAUCAACAGCCUCCUGGAGCAGGGCAACCCCCACAGCAAAGCCCACAGCAGAGCCCCCAACAACAACAACAACAGCCCCCACAACAACAACAGCAACAACCAGGAGGAACACCGUCUCAAGCCCAGCAACCUCCAGGGCACGGGCAACAGGGGCAACAGGCGCAACAGGGGCAACAGGCGCAACAGGGGCAACAGGCGCAACAGGGGCAACAUUCCCCUUAUUCCCAGACUCCCCCUCUUCAACAGCCACCACAACAACAACAACAGUCUCCAUAUCAGAGGUUCCCUCCUCCGCCACAG